AUGGAGCGCCACGCGAACUAUGGCCCGCUUUUGCAGGAAAGGGAGUUUGUGGUGAAAGGCGAGGGGAGCACAAAGAAGCUGCUGAUGGUGAAUUGCUUGUCUUUGAUCGAGGGUGCCUACAGGCAAGGGGGGAGCUUCACGGAGCUAGUCGAUGCCACCUUUGCGAGGCAACCCACCUCGCCAAGCCAUCCUUGGAGGAUGAUCCUCUACACCGACGAAGUGACUCCAGGCAAUGUGCUUUCUCAUCGUCUAGAAAGGAAAGCCUGGGUGGGAUAUAUCUCCUUUUUGGACUUUCGGGAGCACCUCUCUAAGGAGGCUGCUUGGUUCGUGGCAUUCAUAAUCCGAACCAAAGAAGUGGCGACUCUCGAAGCUGGCAUAGGCCAGGUCAUGCGGGAGCUUCUCAGAAGCAUUUUCUGCAGUGCCUGGGACCCGCGACUUGGCCUAGCCUUCAAGAGCCCAAAUGGGGAGCUGAGAAAGCUACAUUUCACUUUUGGCCUCUUCCUCCAGGACGGAGCAGCGCAGAAACAAGUAUAUGGCGUGAAGGGCGACAGCGGCAAUCGCUUUUGUUCUCUUUGCACCAACGCUUUUUUCUGCGGGCGUUGCGAAGAAGUGGAGGAGCAGGAUAGCGACGAGGAGGACAGGGACUACAACGGCGUGUGCAAGCUCCUGAAGCACGCCGACCUCAAGCUCUGCUCGGACAGGGAGCUCUUGGAAGCUGCAGACAGACUGCACGCAAGAGCUAAUGCUGUCAGCAGAAAAGAAUUCAAAAUCUGGGAGCAGGCAAGCGGCCUGCUGCACGAGCCCCAUGGGUUGCUGCUCGACCCUGUCUUGCGAGCGGCCAAUAUAUUGGCUCCUUGUAGCCAGUAUUGCCACGACUGGAUGCACUGCACUUGCGCCAAUGGCACGGCCAGCAUCUGCAUUUUCUUGCUCAUGCGAGAACUGACUAGACACAGUGCCAGCAUGUGGCAGACCGUGUCUCUCGGCUGCGACCGCUUAGAGUUUCAGGGUUAA
Messenger RNA from Symbiodinium natans, 1011 nucleotides. NCBI's taxonomy places the organism in Eukaryota, Dinophyceae, Suessiales, Symbiodiniaceae. The record is from the annotation of a GenBank genome assembly.